Molecule: messenger RNA, 2066 nt
Organism: Amaranthus tricolor (Joseph's coat)
Lineage: Eukaryota; Viridiplantae; Streptophyta; Magnoliopsida; Caryophyllales; Amaranthaceae
Exons: 11
Coding region: 523-1428 (301 amino acids)
Biological process (GO): regulation of transcription by RNA polymerase II
Cellular component (GO): piccolo histone acetyltransferase complex
Source: RefSeq, a predicted model, not a curated record
AACCAACUAAUAUCCAUUUAAAUUCCUCUUGGCUCUUAGGCAUGUAGUCAACAACUCAUAUCAAGAUUCAAGAAGCUUUUUUUCCCGCCACUUGAAGAUCGAAAUUCAAUGUUUUUAUUAUCGUCUAGUAAGCUUUUGCUCCGACUUCAUCCACAAAUGACAUGAACAUGGUUGUAAUUGUAGGGUGUGGUCUUGGUGCCGAAAUUCAAAGUUGUUACCUUCCAUUUUUGAACUCCAAUCCUUUCUUCUUCUUUCAAUAGCUUUUUCAAGAAUCAACUUGAUCUAUCUAUUAGAAAUUUCAAUUUGUUUACUGUUUGAGGAUUGUACUAAUUCUUCAAUUACAUGAUUCCGAGUGUUGAUAUUGGGAAAAUACUAUCGAUCAAACUGAAAUUAAGGGCUUGUUCCCCAAAUUAAGUGUUUUGGUUAAAGAAUUAGGGUUUCCAAUUCUUUUUUUUUUUUUUUUUUUUUUUUAAACCGAUAUUUCGAUAUUUGAAUUACUACAGAGGCAAAUGAUAAUCGAACAUGGCCAGAAUAUCUUUUCGACCUCGUCGUAUUGACUUUCUUAAACAACUCGCCAUUGUUAAAUCAUUAAAGAAUCUGGAAGAUGAUGAUUUGCCGACUUCUAUUAAAAAUUCGCAACGUCUUACCGCUGAAUCUGAUAAUGAGGUUCGUCGUGUUUUUAGUAAGAAACACGUUGUUGAAAUCCAUACACCACAAUUUGUUGCUGUUGAUACUUAUGAAAGAGAUUACUUGAGAAGUUUUUGUCAACCUACUUCUUACAUUCGUGCUCGAGGAGCGCGAGCUGAGCUUGAUGAAUUCGUGGAGUACGACUUGGAUAUUGAGGAUGAGGAAUGGCUUCAAGAAUUUAACAGGGAUAAGAAAAAAUUGACACAUGCGAAAUUUGAAAAUCUUCUCUUUAAGUUGGAGGUACUCGACCAUAAAGCUCGGGAGAGAGCAGGUUUUAUAAUGACAACUCUUGGUUCUUCAGUUCCGGUUUUUCUUUCGAUUGAUGCUGCAGCUGAGGCCCUGUACUCUCUGCCGACAAAGUAUGCUGUUCUUGAAUCUGUUUAUUGGUACUGGAAGGAGAAGAGAGAACGGUGGCAGAAGCCAAUCCUCCGGUGCUUGCAGCCACCACCUCCUGCAAAUGAUACAAAUCCAAACAAUGUUUUUAGGCCAAGAGAAAAAGUCCACAAAGUCCACUCAACAAGGAUGCAAAGGAGGGAAAACAAUGUGAAGUCUUUUGAAAAGCUUCGUCAUGUCAGACGCAACCUUGACCAGACGAAGACCAUAUUGGACGCACUGAUAAAGAGAGAAGAGAAAAAGAGGGAUGUUAUGGAGAUUGAAGUUAGCCUUCAGAGGAUUCCGUUGAUGUACAAGGGUCUUUUCAGAAGCCAUUGGAGCCAGUUAUGCCAUUCACAAAGCCUAUAGUUUUAGAGAAGCUGGUAGCUGCUGGGAUUACACCCCCUUUUGAUGCCUCAAAUUCCUCUGCAUCUGCAAGGUCACCUGCAUUUUGUGGUAGAAUUGGCCGGGGUGGGAGAAUUAUCUUUGAUAGAUGGAAUCCACUUAUGCAUACACCAGUUAGUGUCGAAGAUUCCUUGUACUCGUCUCCUAGACACAGCCCUCAACACAGUUUAUGUAGCUAGUCUUUGACUGUAAUGGUCUCGUUUAAGAAGCUCUUAUAAAGUGCGGGAACCACGUCAUUGCUGAUUCAUAAUUGGAUCGUCCGACUCCUGCAUGUGAGAUGUAUAUAAUACUGAAUACUGAUAUGCUGAUUCGCACCAUUUAUUCUCCUAACUGCGUGCACAGAUAAAUUCAUUUUGCAUAUUCAAGGUAUGUGCAAAUUUUUUGUAAAGGAAUAGGCAUUAAUCCACAUGAACACUGCACCUGAAUUGUAUAUCGGGAAUCGGGUGCCUUACUGUUACUUUGUAGUAUAACUGUAGUCUGUAUCAUGUGUUAUGUUGGAAAGUCAUAGAAUCAUUUCUUUCUCAUUUUGUAGUAUUAAUUCUUUGAACUUUGAUGGCUGAAUAGUGAAUACAGUUUAACUUUGAAUAGGCUAUACCAAUGUC